UGUGUACCUACUUCGGUGUUGUGUAGGGGAGUUCGGUUUGAUUCCGCUAAGCGGACCGGGGGCAGAACCGAGCCAAACCGUCCUGGAUCCGCUGGCUGUCCGCCUGGAGGGAAGCACAGACCCUGUUCUGUUCGGACCCCCUACCUGUAUGGGACACGAUGAGAUGUUUCCACCUGAACAAUGAGACCUGUGUCAACGGAUCAAUGGUGCGGUUGUGGUGCGGCUCUCAGACGGACGUCUGUUUGAUCUCUACGGAUCUGAUCGACACACAACUGAAUAACACUCUUCAGACACCAGGUGUUCAGUCGUCCUACAACACCUGGCUGGGGCUGAGUCUGGCGCUGCUGUCGGCCUUCCUGAUUGGUGGCAGUGUCAUUCUGAAGAAGAAGGCUCUCCUUCGAUUGGCCAGCAAUGGACACACCAGAGCAGGAGAUGGGGGCCAUGGAUACCUGAAGGAUGGUCUUUGGUGGGGUGGCCUGCUCACCAUGGGAGCCGGGGAAGUGUGUAACUUUGCUGCCUACAUGUUUGCUUCGGCCACCCUGGUGACUCCGCUGGGUGCUUUGAGCGUCCUCAUCAGUGCAGUUCUGUCCUCCUACCUGUUGGGGGAGGUGUUGAACAUGGUGGGGAAGCUUGGCUGUUUCCUGUGCAUACUGGGAAGCAUUCUGUUGGUGAUUCACGCACCACAGGAACAGGAAGUCACAUCACUACAGGAGAUGACUGGCAAGCUGCUGGAGCCUGGGUUCCUGGUCUACGCUGUGGCAGUGUUGCUUCUGUGUGUGGUGCUCGUUUUGUAUUUCUGUCCUCGCUCUGGUCGCACCAACAUCCUGAUCUACAUCAGCAUCUGCUCUCUGCUGGGAGCCUUCACCGUCUCGUCAGUGAAGGGCCUCGCCAUCGCCAUCAACACAAUGGUUUAUGAUGUUUCCGUUCUGGCUCAUCCUCUCUCCUGGAUCCUGCUCCUCACCCUCAUCGUCUCCAUAGUAACACAGGUGAACUACCUGAACAAGUCUCUGGACGCCUUCAACACCCUGCUGGUGUACCCCAUCUACUACGUCCUCUUCACCUCAGUGGUUCUGUCCACCUCCAUCAUCCUCUUUCAGGAGUGGAGAGGCAUGUCAGCCGUGGACAUCAUCACCACGCUGAGCGCCUUCCUGGUCAUUGUGGUGGGCGUGGCCAUGCUGCACCUGUUCAAGGACCUGCAGAUUACGUUGAGUCAGGUGACCAAUCAGCUGUCUCAGCCAGUGGAGAGGGAGGGGCUUACAGACAAGGUCACAGCCAGUGGAGGAGGAAGAGGGAGGAAUAUGAAGGAGGAUAAAUAUGGACUGAUGAACAACGAAGUGAUACAGAGCCUUCCUCCGAUGAGGGAGGAGGGGCCCAGAGUCUUCAUCAUCAGCUGAGGAGGAGGAGGAGGACUGUUACUUUAAUCUUCAGCACUUUGUCAAACGUUCAGAUCUGUAUCAGUUAUUUUCCAAAUGGUAGUGAUGGGAUUUAUGGCUCUUUCAUGGGAGCCGUUCAUUAGUCGGUCGUUUAUCUCAAAGAGCCGUUCAAAAGACUGGCUCCUUUGAACGAAGUGAAGCCAAGAGAAC
Nothobranchius furzeri (turquoise killifish) is the source of this 1583-nucleotide messenger RNA. It is a transcript of the gene nipal4, whose product is annotated as NIPA like domain containing 4. Gene Ontology annotation, cellular component: membrane. NCBI's taxonomy places the organism in Eukaryota, Metazoa, Chordata, Actinopteri, Cyprinodontiformes, Nothobranchiidae. The record is from RefSeq and is a predicted model, not a curated record. Gene Ontology annotation, molecular function: magnesium ion transmembrane transporter activity. Gene Ontology annotation, biological process: magnesium ion transport.